UGAAUUUGAACAUGUUUACCUUGAAAAUCUGCCGUGUGCUUCGAUGUAUGAACGCAGUUACAUGCACAGAGAUGUCAUUACACAUGUAGUAUGUACUAAAACAGAUUUUAUCAUAACAGCCAGUCAUGAUGGACAUGUAAAAUUCUGGAAGAAAAUAGAAGAAGGAAUUGAGUUUGUUAAACACUUCCGGAGUCACCUGGGUGUUAUUGAGAGCAUUGCUGCUAGUUCAGAGGGGGCAUUAUUCUGUUCAGUUGGCGAUGACAAAGCAAUGAAGGUGUUUGAUGUCGUCAACUUUGAUAUGAUCAACAUGCUGAAACUUGGCUACUACCCUGGCCAAUGUGAAUGGGUAUAUUGCCCUGGAGAUGCCAUAUCUUCUGUUGCAACAUCUGAGAAGAGCACAGGAAAAAUAUUCAUCUAUGAUGGACGAGGAAAUAACCAGCCACUUCAUGUUUUUGAUAAACUCCAUACAUCCUCUCUUACUCAGAUACGGCUGAAUCCUGUCUACAAAGUAGUUGUGUCUUCUGACAAAUCUGGAAUGAUUGAGUACUGGACUGGUACUCCUCAUGAAUAUAAGUUUCCCAAGAAUGUGGACUGGGAGUAUAAAACAGAUACUGAUCUAUAUGAAUUUGCUAAAUGCAAAGCUUACCCAUCCAGUAUAAGUUUUUCACCUGAUGGCAAGAAAAUGGCCACUCUUGGGUCUGACAGAAAAGUUAGAAUUUUCCGUUUUUUGACGGGCAAGCUCAUGAGAGUCUUUGAUGAAUCUCUGAGUAUGUUUACUGAACUUCAGCAGAUGCGACAGCAACUACCAGACAUGGAGUUUGGCAGACGUAUGGCAGUUGAGCGUGAGCUGGAAAAAGUGGAUGCAGUAAGAUUAAUUAAUAUAAUUUUUGAUGAAACUGGACACUUCGUUCUCUAUGGAACAAUGUUGGGCAUUAAGGUCAUAAAUGUAGAAACUAACAGAUGUAUUCGUAUCUUGGGAAAACAAGAGAACAUCAGAAUGAUGCAACUAGCUUUGUUCCAAGGAGUAGCAAAGAAGCAUCGUGCUGCAAUCACUAUAGAGAUGAAGGCAUCUGAAAAUCCUGUUCUCCAGAAUAUCCAGGCAGAUCCAACAGUAAUCUGCACAGCUUUUAAAAAAAAUAGGUUUUACAUGUUUACUAAACGUGAACCAGAAGAUACAAAGAGUGCAGAUUCUGACAGAGAUGUAUUCAAUGAGAAGCCUUCUAAAGAAGAGGUCAUGGCAGCCACUCAGGCAGAAGGUCCCAAAAGAGUUUCAGACAGUGCCAUCAUCCACACAAGCAUGGGAGAUAUUCAUAUCAAGCUUUUUCCUGUUGAGUGCCCCAAAACAGUGGAAAACUUCUGUGUGCACAGCAGAAAUGGUUAUUACAAUGGACACAUAUUUCACCGUAUCAUCAAGGGUUUCAUGAUUCAGACUGGUGACCCAACUGGUACAGGAAUGGGAGGUGAAAGUAUUUGGGGAGGAGAAUUUGAAGAUGAGUUUCACUCAACUUUACGACAUGACAGACCAUACACACUCAGCAUGGCUAAUGCGGGACCAAAUACCAAUGGAUCCCAGUUUUUUAUAACAGUAGUGCCAACUCCAUGGCUAGACAACAAGCACAGCGUGUUCGGACGAGUGACUAAAGGAAUGGAAGUUGUUCAGAGAAUCUCAAAUGUAAAAGUCAAUCCCAAAACUGACAAACCCUAUGAGGAUAUCAGCAUCAUUAAUAUCACAGUGAAGUAAGCUAGGAGUUGAAGGUUCCAGUUUAUGCAGAAAAAACUCGGCACGGUGGGACCCAAAAAGGCACCUAGAAAGAACAGAAACACUUCUGGUAAUUCCUUGAUACAAGAAGUGAGGACAAAGCAAUCACCAGUUCUACUAUUUUUAAUGUACCUGAACCUAUUUCUGUAUUUCUGGUAACUUUGUAUUUUGAAGUAAACACAUCUGGAUGUUUCUUA
Messenger RNA from Phaethon lepturus (White-tailed tropicbird), 1956 nucleotides. RefSeq names its product peptidylprolyl isomerase domain and WD repeat containing 1 (gene PPWD1). The transcript has 10 exons. The coding region runs from base 44 to 1741 and encodes 565 amino acids. NCBI's taxonomy places the organism in Eukaryota, Metazoa, Chordata, Aves, Phaethontiformes, Phaethontidae. Gene Ontology annotation, biological process: protein peptidyl-prolyl isomerization. The record is from RefSeq and is a predicted model, not a curated record. Gene Ontology annotation, molecular function: protein binding; peptidyl-prolyl cis-trans isomerase activity.